AGGCUGUGUAGUGCAUGACGGGAAGGUUGAGACCGGGUCGGGUCUGGACUGGACUGGAGCAGCUGCAGGGAGACCAGCGCAUGGUCUGAGGGUCGGAGGGUCUGAGGGUCUGUGUGUGGAGCUGCUGGUGUGUUUUUAGGACGGAGCCUGUAACAGGGGGUCCGGUGCAAGAUCCAGAUGGACAGAACGGCAAGAAAAAUGAGGAACCAGGACAUUAACCCGUGCAUCGAGGAGAGCGACGCGUCUCAGAAGUGUUUAGACGUCAACAACUAUGAUAAGAGCAUGUGUUCAGCCUAUUUCCAGAGAUACAAGAACUGUAGGAAAUACUGGCACGGCAUCAUGAUGCAGAGGAGGAGAGACGGAGUGAAGCCUGAUAUGCCCACGGCUGCAGAGAGGCUGGAGAUGCUCGCUGCUCUGGGAGGGAAACCCUACUAGGAGUGAAUGUGAAGCGCUGUGCUGGUCCUGACGUAGUGAGGGGGGAGGGUGACCUGUUCACACUGAGGUCUGCUGGACGGGACCGGAGCUGGAGAAUCGAAGAUGGAGAUGAAGGGCGAGAGGUGACAUGAACUGACUCUACAGGAGAGAAAUGAAGCUGCUCCUGGAAAGACGUCUUGUCUGAUGAUUCACUGAAGCUCCAGCCGCUGAAAUCUUUUCCACAUUCGAACAUGAGGCCAUGUGAGGCCCGUGUAGAGCCGCGUAGAGCUCUCAGGGUGGACGGACGCCUGUUACUCGCAGGCAGGGAUUUAAUAGAGGUCAAGUUUCCUCCUGUCAUCUCCUGAAUCCAAUAAAAAUGAGAAUGAGAGCUGGAGCUUCGUGUUUGGUUUGUUCUGGUGGAACCGGCAGUGUUUGGUGGGGGCUGUGGUGAAGACGCCGCUCCAGACUGGAUCCAGGUCCGUCACUGAUGAGGACGCCGUGAAACGAGGAACCUCAUUUGUUCUUCAACUGAUUACUUGUGGAUGACUGAUCCUUUACCCAAAGUAAACACUGGAAGAAUCUA
Molecule: messenger RNA, 997 nt
Organism: Mugil cephalus (flathead mullet)
Lineage: Eukaryota; Metazoa; Chordata; Actinopteri; Mugiliformes; Mugilidae
Gene: chchd7
Product: coiled-coil-helix-coiled-coil-helix domain containing 7
Exons: 4
Coding region: 178-435 (85 amino acids)
Source: RefSeq, a predicted model, not a curated record